UAUGUGGAAUUUUUAAAUUUCGCGAGCUGUACAAGUCUAAUUGUCACAAUUUUUUGUUUUUGUGUUGGUACACUUGUCCCUGACGUAUCUUGACAUUGGUAGCCAUAUUGGAUGCUUACUUUAUUGUUGGCUGUCGAAAAGGUUACACAUAUUUUGGUAUGCUCGGUGAUUUUUAACUCGUGGAAAAAAUGGAACAAAGAAUUUGCAUUAAAUUUUGCUUUAAGAAUGGAAUAAAGUGCAGCACCGCAUUGGAAAUGUUGAAUGAUGCUUUUGGCGAAUCUUCUAUGAAUAAAACAAGCGUUUACAAGUGGCACAAACUUUUCCAAGAAGGCCGUGAAGACGUUGAAGAUGACGAGCGCCCUGGACGCCUCAGCACAUCAACAAUCGAUGACAACGUCGAAAAAGUGAAGAAAAUGAUUAUGGGCAAUCGCCGAAUUACUAUCAGAGAGAUUGCUAAUGAUGUUAACAUAUCAUUUAGCUCAUGCCAAGCAAUUUUUUCGGAUGUUUUGUGUAUGAAACGUGUGGCAACAAAAUUUGUUCCGAAAUUGUUGAAUAUUGUUAGUGAAUUUUUGGCCAAAAACAACACUGUUAUGAUGUCUCAACCUCCGUAUUCGCCAGACAUGGCCCUCUGUGAGUUCUUCCUAUUCCCGAAGCUGAAAAGAACCAUAAAAGGACGACGUUUUGCUAACAUUGAAGAGAUAAAAACAGAAUAGCUGAAGAAGCUAAACGCUAUAUCGGAAAUUGCGUUCCAGAAGUGCUUCGAAGAUUGGAAAAAGCGUUGGCACAAAUGUAUUAUAUCUGAUGGGGAGUACUUUGA
Odontomachus brunneus is the source of this 817-nucleotide messenger RNA. Its product is annotated as protein GVQW3-like. The coding region runs from base 189 to 713 and encodes 174 amino acids. Gene Ontology annotation, molecular function: nucleic acid binding. Lineage: Eukaryota; Metazoa; Arthropoda; Insecta; Hymenoptera; Formicidae. The record is from RefSeq and is a predicted model, not a curated record. The transcript has a single exon.